AUGUCAACUCUAGGUGGCUCCACCUCCAGUGCCAGGGGCCCAGGACAAGAGGUUCUGGACGAAAUUUCGUCCGCACAACAAUAUGUGCUUGAUCUCCAGCGGCGUGCCGAUCAGGUGUUGUUCUACUCCUUGAAGACGGUAGCUGCAAAUGCUCAAAAGGAAGCAAACGACAUGGCCUCAAAUGCCAGGCGAUUCAGUGCUGCUGGAGGCGCAUUGGCGACGUCUGGCGGUGGUGACGGCAGUCCGAUUGGACGUGAUCCCGCCAGCACUAUCACGGCCGACCUCGAGCUGCGCAUCAAGGAUCUGACCAGGCAGCUGGAAGCGGAGCGGAUGGAGCGCGCCAAGCUCCAGGAGCAAUAUGACCAAGCUACAGCGAUGCUGCGGAAAUCGUACGGCCAGAUCGUGGAUGACUACCUUUUUGCCACGGAGCAGCUUCAUGAUCGGACGAAGCAACUGGAGGGGCUUAUGGAAACGGCCACCGCCACGGCAGCGCCAGUGGCCGUGACACCACUGCCUGCGACUUCAGACCAGCAGCCGACCUGGCCGCACCCUGCACCCUUGAACUGCGCACAUGGCGAGGAGGAGUCACAGCCUCAGCAGCAGCGCCAGGGCCGCCAGGAGUUCCAGGAGGCUCAAAAUCCGCCUGUUCCCAGCCUGCCCCACCCUCCCAGCCAGCACUCGGGGCAGCUCCCGCAAGACGACGAUCUUGAUGAAUCCUGGAGCCCCCUCAGCGCCAGCUCCUACCCCGCAUGCGCUGGGUACACUGACAGGCUGCUCAGCGACCUGGCUAACACCGUUGCAGCGGCGGUCAGGGAGCCCGCUCCACCGUCGCCGUCCGCUGCUGCCGCGGCUCACGAGCAUCCUCUUCCCCCAGCAAGAAGUAACUCCAGCAGGCGGGUGACUGGCGGUAGCAGCGGCAACGGCGCCUUUGCCGCUGGGGUUGGGGGUCCCCGGACGGGUCCCAGCUCCCGGUCAAGCUCGCAAGGCAGCAGCAGUGCCGGAGCUGGGUCGUCCGCAGUCGGCAGCAAGGAGCCAUCAGCUGCGGCCGUUGGCUCCGACCAGCUCUUCGCCUCUGAACAGGUGGCGCCGGCCGCAUCUGUGCAACAACAGCAGCAGCAGCAGCAGCAACGUGGCAGACAGUCUGCAGCGGACCCCCACAGUGGCUCGGUCUCCCUGGAAAGCACCUCGGGUCGCGUGGUGUCUGUAUCGAACCCUGGGCCCCCGCAGGCUGCUCGUACCAGGUCGCAGAGCCCGAGUGCCAAAGACCGGUUGUGGGCAGGCGCAGGGCAGGAGAAGCACUCGCCUCGGCCACUGAGCCCGACACGGCAAGGCGCGGCGCUCCGCAGGGCGCAGGUGGUGACGCCGCGUGAGGGGCAGGACAGAGAAGUUGCUGAUUUGGCGGCGGCAAGGGCAGGUGUGUUUCAGCCGCCGCAGGAUGCGACGGCUGCUGCCCGUCAGGCUGUGGCUGCGGCAACCAGCGCUUGGCGUAGCGAUGGCGCGCACCACGGGGAGGUCGUCUCAGUUCCAAGCGAGCUGAAGAGGACUUUGGCAGAGCACCCCUCGGGAGCGGAGCUGCCCAGCGCAACUCUGGGCGGGGAGUUCAAAGCACCAGCAUCCGGAUUUGGGCCGGCUGAGCCCGCGUGUAUUUCCGCGGCCACACCACCACAACCACAACCAAGGAGCGGUAAUCCUUUCACGCGCUCUGCAGCCGGCGUGGCGCCAUCACCCUUCUCAUCCGGAGGUCAUGGGCCGGUAUCGCGCUUUAAUGCAGCCAUGGCGACGGCUGCGGCUGCCGCUGCUGGAGCAAGUGGCGGUUUGCAUGCCACUGGGUCGUGCGUGCCAAGUAGGCCUACAAGUGACAGCAGCAGCAGCACUGCCACCGUCGCGGCCGCUUCGUCAUUGCACGAAAGCGACUUGGAUCGGGACCGGGAGUGGUGCGUCCGGGAUUCCAACCGUGAUGAAGAUAGGAAGCAAGAGCACCGUCGAGAGCAAUCUUACCGGCAGCGACCUGGCGGGAUAGCAGCAGCAUCCGGAAUGCCUGUGGUGGACGCAUGGCCGCCGGCCACCACCACUGCCUCCACCAACACGACAACUAACGCCCCGCGCCAGGAAUCUGCGAACUCUAGGCUACCUGCAGCAAUGCGGGGCUUGGCCGAGGAGGCCGGCAUGGGGCCGGGCGUUGCCUUGGACAAACAUGGGCAUCAUCAGUACGAUGCAGGGAGGCGCAGCCCAGUGGGGCCGGCGGCAGCAGCGGGUGCAACGUCUCGCACCGCGCAGGCGGCUGCACGCGCUGCGGCUAGUGAGCUUCGUGCCGCCACGGCGGGCUCAAGCGGCCGGAGGGCCUGGGGAUGCUUCAAUUCGGUCUCGGAGCGGCAUGGAGAUGGACGCCCCGAUGUUGACGCAGCCGUGCACGACAGCAGCGCCGCAGCCGGUGGCCCCUCACGAAGCACAUCGAAGCGUCUCCGACGUUCUGUCAGCAGCCCAGCGGAGCACCCAAGCCGGCGCUCAGCUGCAGUGAACCCCGGACCGGAGGGGGUAUCUGCAAAGCUGUCGGAAGAUAGCAACGAAGAGGUGCAUGUCGGUGGUGUCGGCCGCCAAUCGUCACGCCGGGUCGCCGCCUGCCAUACUGGGACAUUCAUGGAAGCCUCAGGUGCGGCUGAUGUGGCUAAGCCCUCGUCUAAGGCGGCGGCGGCGAUGGCAGCGGCCGCUGAUUCACCCCGACACCGAGACGACGAUUUUCCGUCCCGCCGGCGAAGUCUGCACCAUGUCUUGUCUGUUCCAAUGUCGGGGUCAUCGGGGCUGGACAGCAGCCCCACCGCACAUGGCGCACGCAACCCGGCGCACCCCACGACCGCUGCCACUACGUCCACAGUGGACCCCGGGUGCAUCGAUGCAGAGGCCAGCGAGAUGCCGCAGCUUGACUUAGACACCUAUCUGUUCCGGAUGCGGGCAAGGUCUGCCGCGGCUGCUGCUGCUGCUGACCCUGCGGGUGCCAGUGCCAGCCCAAGCCAAGGCACUGCGAACAUGCUUGGUGAGGAGGCCACAGCGGCGGUUCAGGGGGGCCGGGUCGGCAGCCUGGGCCGUGAAGUAGCAGCGGGCGGCAGCGGUGGCUUCUUCAGUGGAGUAUCGCGUGGGCCGCCCAUGCCGGUGCGGACGUCGGGAGCAGGCGGCGGCGCCGCUGUCGCAACGCAGGCGGCCAGCAGUCCCCUUCUCGCUGGUGCUGCUGCAGCGGCAACUGCUGGUGUGUUUAGCCGAAGCACUGCUGCUGCUGCAGCAGCCGUCGCCGCCGCCACGAUCACCCCAGCAAGUGCCGUCCUUAGACCUGGUGGUGAUGGUUGUAGCGCUACAUCAUCGACGUCAAUCGAGGGCCUUACAUCACUGGUGCGGAGCUUGCGGCAGCGGUUGGCAGGCAUGCAGGAUUUUGAUUUUGGAGCCAGCGACGAACUAACCGAUGAUGGCAUGGAGGCUGCUGACGGCACGGCGGCGGGUGACUGGCGUACGGACGACGAGUUAGACGAUGGCGGCGGGGACGCUGGUGUCGACUACGAUGACGAGUCUGUGCUUCUUGACAUUGAGCUAGGGGCUGGUCUUGGCGGUAACAGCUUUGGCGUGUACGCCUCUGGCGACGAUGACGAUGACGAGGAUGAUAACGGGCAAGGCAACAAUGACAUAGACGACGCUAAUGACGUUACAUACGAUACGUACGACAGGUUGUACAGCGGCACAUUCGGCGGAGCUGGUGCCGCUACAGUGCGGCGGGGGGGCGGUGGUGCAACAGUGAUGGCAGCGGCUGGCACAAGCGGCAGCACGGCUAUGCAUUCUGAGGGCGACGGGGGCCCGUAUGUGACCCAAGCAUUUGGCAGUGGUGGCGCUACCGGCGGCAUUGGCAGCGCCACCAGCAGCGGUGGCCUUCCGUAUUUCCACGGAAUGUGGGACGGUGGCAAUGACAGCGCUGGUAGUAGCGCCGCAGGCACACCGCGAGGCGGCAUCCACGAUUAUGAACCUGCGGCUUGGGCCGGCAGCACCAGCCCCACCAGCGUGGGCGCGUCGGGUGGGAGCCGCGGAGGCGGCGGUGGCGGAAGCAGCGAAGGCACAGCACGCUAUACGGAGCGUAGCCGACAAUCGCACGCUCAAUCUUCAGCCACCACUGCCACCACCACCGCCACCACAGCCGCCGCGGCUGCAGCCGGAAAGUCCGGUUCACCUGGGUUUAGCCGUCGCUCUGGCGGUGAAGUGCGCACUGUCGGAAUCACCUCCCUGCUAGAUUCCGUGAACGCGGCGACGCUGGGUGCUGCCGGGACUGCACCGCGGAGUGCUGUCCGCACAACGAGCACUGCUGCGGUCCCACCCAGUGCACGGGAUCAUGGGGGAAAGGGCGUCGCGUCACAGGACCGUGCCGCACCGCCUCCGCAGCCACAGUCAGCCGUGGCGGCAGCGGCACGGGCUGCGGCUGCCGCCUCCGUAUCCUCGGGGCCCGCGGUGGGGGCUCCGGGUGUUGGUUGCAGGUCAGCAGCCGCACAGCCAGACCGAUUACCGCACCCCGACCAGACGAGCCCCAGGAAGGACAGCACAUCCGGCUUGGCGCGGAACGGCUCCAGGAAGGUGUCCAUGAGAUCAAAAGCGGGUGAUGAGGGCACGAGGACCGGGCUAGGUGGUACUGGAGCUGCGGCACAGGCUGGUCUCGACGGCAUUACUGGGAGUGCUGGGGCCGGCGCAGGCUUUGCUGCUGCGCGGUGGGGGAGCGGCGGGGGGGGAGCUAGUGGCGGCGGGGUGAAGAGUGCCGUUGCCGGCUCCAGCCGCAGCAGCGCCGCGGUGGAUGCAAGUGCAGCAGCAGCUACUGCUGGCGGUGGUGGUGGUGGUUCUACUGCUGCACCCGCUAUUAAGGCCGCGAACACUACACCGCAGAUGCAGAGCCUUCGCAGCGAAGCUAUGUUCGCGCGGAUCAAGCAACAAUUGGAUGCGCUACAGAGCUCCUUCUCCCAGGGGCUAGCCCCUGUGCGCGGCAUAGAUGAUGCCAGUCGCCGUACUGGUGGCAGCGGCGGCAGCAGCAGCGGUAGCGGGGACGGCGGUUUCGAGCGGGGCACAGAGUAUCGGUCGGCAGCGGCUGCUGCCGCUGCGGCGGUGGCUUCAUCAGUUGCAUGGAAUGGUAAAACUUCACGACGUGGUAGCGGCUGUGGGGUUCAGGAGGGUGGGGACGGUGGCAGCAGCAGUGGCGGUGGAGCCCGCGGCAGCCAGGGUGAUUGGGUUUCAACUAGCAGUAGUGAUGGCGGAAUGAGGCGGGGCAACUUCUCAAGCUCUGCUGCAGGUUCGUCAGGAGCAAAUAGCGACGCAGUGACUGGAAGAGGGUGGCUGCCUAUGAGGGAGGGUGUGGGCGUGUUUGGUGGAGUCGGUGACGACUGGCAGACGCUGCCCGGGCGUGGCGAUGCAAGUGGCCCGGAGUUCCACGGCGGCGCAACAGCAGAUCGGCAAGUUGCUGGAGAUGGUGUGAGUGCAUCUUUUAGGAGAAAGGCAACAGCGGCAGUAGCAGCAGCGUCAUUACAUGCUGGAUUGGCAGCUGGAGGUUCCGGAGCGAAGCCGCACGGCAUCGUACUGCAGGGUGAAGGCGAUGGGUAG
Messenger RNA from Volvox carteri f. nagariensis, 5613 nucleotides. RefSeq lists its product as uncharacterized. Lineage: Eukaryota; Viridiplantae; Chlorophyta; Chlorophyceae; Chlamydomonadales; Volvocaceae. The transcript has 7 exons. Bases 1 to 5613 code for a protein of 1870 amino acids. The record is from RefSeq and is a predicted model, not a curated record.